Molecule: messenger RNA, 576 nt
Organism: Hydractinia symbiolongicarpus
Lineage: Eukaryota; Metazoa; Cnidaria; Hydrozoa; Anthoathecata; Hydractiniidae
Product: C-terminal-binding protein 1-like
Exons: 2
Coding region: 1-258 (85 amino acids)
Molecular function (GO): sequence-specific DNA binding
Source: RefSeq, a predicted model, not a curated record
AUGCCUGAUAGCUGUUGCGUACCUAAUUGUACAAAUCGUCGGAAGACGGGUGAAGAAGGUGGAUUUUACAAAAUUCCUAACAAGAAGCAUCCUGUGUUGAGGGAGAGAUGGCUGACUGCAAUUGGCAGAAUUGAAUGGUCAGAAGAGUUAAUAAAGAAUGCCAAAGUGUGUCAUUUACAUUUUGUGUCUGGAAAAAAGUCCAAAGAUUCUUCUCAUCCAGACUGGGUACCCUCAGUAUUUGAACGUUGUGGAAAAUGAGUGAGUGAGAAAAGAAAGCUGGAAAAGCAACAUAGACAUUCUCGACUCACAAAACGAAGGAAAUUAACAUCUGAACUAGUAGCUGAAAGUGAAUCUGACAAUGAUUUUAAACUCCCAGAAGAUCAAGGUCCUUCCAUGUCAGAAUUAUGUCAGAAAGUACAAGAACUUGAGGAGAAAGUUAAAUUCUUAGAAAAGGAUUUAAAAAAUGAGGUGGAUGAAAAACAGAACAUUUCAAACAAAUACACUGGAUUGAAUAGCGAAUAUGCAAAUAGAUUAAAUGAAAUUCAUGGACUUAGAAACAAAAACAAAACACUUUCA